Ostertagia ostertagi is the source of this 411-nucleotide messenger RNA. NCBI's taxonomy places the organism in Eukaryota, Metazoa, Nematoda, Chromadorea, Rhabditida, Trichostrongylidae. The record is from the annotation of a GenBank genome assembly.
AUGCCAUAUUUUCCUUUCUGGAUUUGGGUCGCCAUUAUUGCUACGGUAGCCGAUGCCGGGAAGAUUCUAGUCUACAGUCCAUCGAUCAGUUAUAGUCAUCUGAUCUCGAAUGGCAGAAUUGCCGAUGCUUUAGUGAAAGCUGGACACGAUGUGGGAUUCAGCCUGGAACAGAAUUUGAUUGUCUACGGGACCGCCACCCAAUGCGCCUCAGAAGCACAACUCGCCAUCAAAUUUAAGGCUAUUUUACUAGGAAGUGAAACAAAAGAUGCCGAGACUACCGUCAGCGAAGAAAAAUGCAAAGAAAACCAAAAAACAUGGAAUAGAGGGAAUUCCUUUCCUGUAGCCGUUGCACGACGAGUAGAUGCAUCGUCUCAUCGGCCCCAGCAAGAGAAGAAGGAAAAUGCGAGAUAG